AUGGUGUGUCCAGGAUUGGAAAGACAUAAAACAUACACAAACUCCCAGAAAGAUACACACUCGUAUACAAAACCUGAAAUAACAGAAGAUUCACGGCACAUGAUAUUAGUUCCGAAUGAAAGUAAAUUUUACUGUAUGGCUUGCACUAGCUCAUAUGAUUUGACGGACAAGACGUUACAUUAUUCCGAUAGGUACCAUUUGAAAAAGUUAAACGAAUGUAAAGUUGUUGAAAGAUACGGAGAGUUCUUUGUGAGAGAGGUAGGUGACAGAUACUACCACUGCGGUGUCUGCAACAGUCUACAAUACCCGUAUAAUAUCGAAACUCACAUGGAACUAGUUCAUCAUGUAGUUUUAUCGGAAACAGACCAUGAUGAACUGCAAGGAUACAUAAAUAACAAAAAUCGAUCAAACAGUAGUGAUCAAGAUAGAUAUACGUAUAACGCAAAUAUGAAUCAUGAAUCGAAUGAAAGUCGAAGUUCUUCGUCGAAUUAUUAUCCUGGAUCGAAUGAAAGUCCAAGUUGUUCGUCAGCUGAACAUGAAUCAAAUGAUGAUCGACGUUCACCGUCGCUUCUUUGCAAGGAAUAUAUAAAUGCAGUAGCACAUUGCGGGAUAUGUAAUACAUGUUUGUAUGUAUCGGUACUACACGAACAUAUACAACACGAUCUGCACAUUCGAUUACUAACAGCAGCUAUCAUAAAAUCGCCAAACUAUAUGGACAACGUGCCAAAUCAAUCACAUUUGAAUCAACUUACAUUCGGAUUACCAUCAAACGCAACUCGAACGAAUGCUAAUAUAAAUGAACAAAGCGUAAAUCAAAGCUACCUAGAUGUGAAUGCAAUAAGUAAAAAUCUAACAGACACUGAUUUAAAAGAAUCAGAUAAAAUUUUUACAAAUAAUGGCGCGAAUGAAUCAAGCGCAAAUUUAACGAACGUAUACGUGAAAGAAACAAGUGAAAAUCUAGAACCUGGGUUGAAUGAAUCAGGCGAAAAUCUAUCAAACAAUGAUGCCAAUGAAUGGAGUUCAUAUCUAACGAACAAUUACGACGAAGAAUCAAGCCUGUAUCUAACAGACUCUGAGUUGAAUGAGUCAGGCGAAAAUCUAACAGACCCUGAGUUGAAUGAGUCAAGCGAAAAUCUAACAGACAAUGACUCAAAUGAAUUGAACCUAAAUCGAACAAACAAUUACGAGAAAGAAUCAAGCGAAAAUCUAAUAAACUCCGAGUUGAAUGAAUCGGGCGAAAAUCUAACAAACAAUGACGCCAACGAUACGAGCUCAAAUCUAACCUAUAAUUACGAUAAAGAAUCAAGCGAAAUUCUAAUAGACCCUGAGUUGAAUGAAUUAGGCAAAAAUCUAACAGGUCCUGAGUUUAAUGAAUCGGGCAGAAAUCUAACAGACCCUGAGUUGAAUGAAUCAGGCGAAAACUUAACAAACAAUGACGCUAACGAUACGAGCUCAAAUCUAACCUAUAAUUACGAGAAAGAAUCAAGCAAAAAUCUAAUAGACCCCGAGUUGAAUGAAUCAGGCGAAAAUCUAACAGGUCCUGAGUUGAAUGAAUCAGGCAGAAAUCUAACAGACUCUGAGUUGAAUGAGUCAGGCGAAAAUCUAACAAACAAUGAUUCAAAUGAAUCGAACCUAAAGCGAAGAAACAAUUACGAGAAGGAAUCAAGCGAAAAUCUAAUAGACUUCCAGUUGAAUGAAUCAGGCGAAAAUCUAACAGAUGUUCAGUUGAAUGAAUCAGGCAAAAAUCUAACAGACCCUGAGUUGAAUGAGUCAGGCGAAAAUCUAACAGAUCCUGAGUUGAAUGAGUCAGGUGAAAAUCUAACAGACCCUGAGUUGAAUGAGUCUGGCGAAAACCUAACAAUGAAUGACGCGAAUGAAUCGAGCGCAAAUCAAACGAACAAUUACGUGAAAGAAUCGAGCGAAAAUCUAACAGACCCUGAGUUGAAUAAAUCAGGUGAAAAUCUGAUGAACAAUAACGCCAAUGAAUCGAGCCCAAAGGUAACGAACCCAGACAUGAAAGAAUCGAGCAAAAAUUUAAUAGAAACUGAUUUGAACGAUGAUCACGAAUCAUAUGAAAAUCCAACAAAUAUAGAUAUAAAGGAAUCGGGUGAAAAUCAAACGAUACUCGAACCGUAUAAUUUCGAUUGUAUUUAUUUAAAAGUUAAAGAUACAUAUGUAAAAGUGAGUUAUAAAUCAUACAAUGGUCUUGUUUUUGUAGGAGAUGAGUUCGACAGCAUACCAUUGCGUCAAUUGCAACAUAUUAUUUUUAAAAAGCGAAUUAGAAACGCACAUGAAAUGGUCAGGAUGCAUUCUGAAAUCUGA
Molecule: messenger RNA, 2322 nt
Organism: Melitaea cinxia (Glanville fritillary)
Lineage: Eukaryota; Metazoa; Arthropoda; Insecta; Lepidoptera; Nymphalidae
Exons: 5
Coding region: 1-2322 (773 amino acids)
Source: RefSeq, a predicted model, not a curated record